AUGGCCCCUCCUGGCCCCUUAAGGGAUCCGCCACUGAUCAUCGACCUAGAUCCAUCCACUCACCACCCUCUUCGUACCAACCUCAUCGAUGGAAGUAAAUAUGGUAUAUCUGCCACCACUAAAACCUCUCUCUUCUUCGAUGCUACAACUAUUGCUUCAUCACCUUCUUCCGGUGCUGCAUCAACGACCACCAACAUCGUCUCCGCCCCUCUCUAUUCCGUUCGUGAUGUAUUGACAACCAUCUUCCUUGUCAUCAGCCCCUUCAAUUUCCUAUGGAGUUGCAUCUCCGAUCAACCCCCACAUAGUCUACCUAUAGCCAAGGGUAGGUACACUAAUUCUUCACGAGUCAUAUAUAUACCAAUCCCUUUUGCUCUAUGUAUCCAAAUUCCAAACCCACGUCUCCCCUCCGCCUCCCUCCCCUACCCACAGACAACGGCCACCGCACACCUCCGAAGUGGAAAGAGUUGCUGGCGGUGCUCUCCGGCGUCUGGCGGCGUUGCUCCAGUGCCUGAUACCAUAAACAAGUAG
Lactuca virosa is the source of this 528-nucleotide messenger RNA. The record is from the annotation of a GenBank genome assembly. Lineage: Eukaryota; Viridiplantae; Streptophyta; Magnoliopsida; Asterales; Asteraceae.